AUGGCGCGAAGGAUAGUGCGCACCGUCAUCCAGGUAAUGACGGCGGCUUUAGCUUGCUUCCUUAUAGUUUUCUUGCUCGACCGCAACUUUCGAGUUCUUCCCAACUCAAUCCACGAGUACAUGCCACAGCACCACCCAGACCUGCUCGUCACCGACAUCACGAUACAGAAAUGCUCCAGCCUGAACCCAUUCUCGUCGUGCAAAUUAGACCCAGAGAUUUGGCAUCGUGUCGAGAAGGACUUGUAUCUGGGUAAGGCUUUGGCGUCAAGCGCAUGGCUGCACAUCCGGAGGCAGAAAGACUCGGAACUCAAAGGCGAUGACAAGGUUGUCAUCGAUGUCACUGUGGGCCGUCUCGAUCCUUCGGCGAGCCGAAAGAAGGGUGAGUCUGGCGAAGCGUGGGAGUCAAGACCUGGUGGCUUGUGGCUCAAGCGUUCGGGGAAGCUUUAUGCCAGUGACAACAACAGGGCCAUCACGACCGUUGACCUGCUCUUCGGAGACGAUGCCGUGGAGGUACGACCUGGCUGGGAGAUUGUUGGCACCCCCUUAAUCCUCGAUACCAGCUCUAGCAUCCCUAGCGCACACCUUACCGUCCGCCGAGGUACCCACCCGGCCGAGAUACGGAAACCGAAGCUGCGGGUACCGGAAAACGGAAACUUUAAGGUCAUGCAGGUUGCGGACCUGCACCUGAGUACGGGCGUCGGGCACUGCAGGGAUGCGGUUCCGGACUCGUACCACGGUGGCAAGUGCGAGGCCGAUCCGCGGACACUCGAGUUCGUGUCUAAGAUGCUCGAUGACGAGAAGCCUGAUCUUGUCGUCCUUAGCGGGGACCAGGUUAAUGGCGGUACCGCCCCCGAUGUGCAAUCGGCAAUUUUCAAAUACGCAGCCCUUCUGAUACAGCGCAAGAUUCCUUAUGUCUCAAUAUUUGGAAACCAUGACGACGAAAAGGGUGUCAUGUCCCGCGCCUCCCAGAUGGCCAUCAUAGAGGCCCUUCCGUAUUCACUCUCCACUGCGGGGCCUGAAGAUGUCGAUGGUGUUGGCAACUACUACGUUGAGGUGCUGGGACGCGGCAUGUCAUCGCACGCCGCCAUCACCAUCUACAUGCUCGACACACACUCUUACUCGCCAAACGAGCGCAAAUAUCCCGGUUAUGACUGGCUGAAGAAGUCGCAGAUCGAUUGGUUCCAGAAAACAGCGCAGGGUUUAAAACAAAAGCACAAGGCGUACACACACAUUCAUUUAGACGUCUCUUUCAUCCAUAUUCCAUUGCCCGAGUAUCGCGAGCCAGACCAGUUCAUGGUCGGCAAAUAUGUGGAGCCGGUGACGGCGCCCGUGUUCAACUCUGGUUUUAGAGAUGCGCUAGUCAACGAGGGUGUUACCUUGGUUGGGUGCGGACAUGACCACGUUAAUGACUACUGCGCCCUCUCAAUGAACGAGCAAGAACCCAAAUUGUGGAUGUGCUACGCCGGCGGCGUAGGUUUCGGGGGUUACGCAGGUUAUGGCGGAUACGACAGGCGGAUUCGCAUGUAUGAGUUUGAUAUGAACGAGGGCCGCAUCACGACGUGGAAGCGGUUGGAGAAUGCCGAGGAUAAGUCAUUGCUUACUCAACGCAUCGACGAGCAACUCGUUGUCGAUGCGGGCAAGGCUCACUUUGAUCCGCCGCCGCCAGAAGAUGUCAAUGAUAAUUGA
Pyricularia pennisetigena is the source of this 1686-nucleotide messenger RNA. RefSeq lists its product as uncharacterized. Bases 1 to 1686 code for a protein of 561 amino acids. Gene Ontology annotation, cellular component: cytoplasm. NCBI's taxonomy places the organism in Eukaryota, Fungi, Ascomycota, Sordariomycetes, Magnaporthales, Pyriculariaceae. The record is from RefSeq and is a predicted model, not a curated record. Gene Ontology annotation, molecular function: phosphoprotein phosphatase activity. The transcript has 4 exons.